Molecule: messenger RNA, 1948 nt
Organism: Centropristis striata (black sea bass)
Lineage: Eukaryota; Metazoa; Chordata; Actinopteri; Perciformes; Serranidae
Product: trans-L-3-hydroxyproline dehydratase
Exons: 6
Coding region: 247-1281 (344 amino acids)
Molecular function (GO): hydro-lyase activity
Source: RefSeq, a predicted model, not a curated record
AACACUUCCCUGAUGUCCUCCGCUGUUGUACUGCUCAUUCCCCGUUAGUAUGCGCUUUCACUUCGCCUAGCUAUGUUUGACCAACUUUACCGCAUUGUCCUGCUUCUUUCAUGUUUGCUAAUCCUCUCCGAAACCUGCUUAAGCUCCUGAAAGCCAGUUAUUUACCAGAGGAAGCAAAAACAAAAACGUCUUCUCAAGCUAGCUAGCAGUUAGCCAUUUGUCCUGAGAACUACUGUAAAAGCUGAGAUGGAAAUGCAGCUUCCACCUCACGAGGGAGACGAGCUCUCAGUCGUUGACAUGCACACCGGUGGAGAGCCUUUACGGAUCAUCCACAGCGGCUACCCAGAGGUCAAAGGUGACAGUGUGCUGGCUAAACGGCGUUAUGUCCGGGAACAUCUGGAUCACCUCAGGAGGGUGCUGAUGUACGAGCCGCGGGGACAUUACGACAUGUACGGAGCCCUGAUCUUGGACAGCGAAGAACCGGAGGCUGAUCUGGGGGUGCUGUUCAUGCACAACGAGGGGUACAGCACCAUGUGCGGACACGCCGUCAUUGCACUGGGGCGCUUCGCCGUGGACUACAAACUGGUGAAAGAACCGCGGUCACCGGAGACUCAAGUGAACAUACACUGUCCCUGUGGUCUGGUGAAGGCGUUUGUCGAGUACUCUGACGGUAAAACAGGAGGAGUGAGGUUCCUCAGUGUGCCAGCAUUUGCAUUUGCUACAGAUGUGACGGUGAAGGUGGAAGGGUUUGGUGAUGUGACGGUUGACAUCAGCUAUGGAGGAGCUUUCUACGCCUUUGUAGACGCCCAGAGGUUUGGCCUCGAUGUGACCAAGUCCAGGACUCGAGAUCUGGUAGACGCAGCCACAGCGGUGACCAAUGCCGUCAAAUCUCAGGUGAAGUUGCACCACCCAACCAGUGAUGAUCUGGCCUUCCUCUAUGGCACCAUCCUCACAGACGGCAAAGAUACAUAUUCCCCUGAUCCCACCGCCAAUAUCUGUGUGUUCGCUGAAGCUCAGGUGGAUCGGAGCCCCACUGGUUCUGGUGUUACAGCCCGGGUGGCUCUUCAGUAUCACAAAGGUCUCAUCCAGCUGAACCAGACCAGGACGUUUCAGAGUGGAGCCACUGGGUCCCAGUUCACAGGAAAAGCUGUCGAGGAGACAAAGUGUGGAGACUUCAAGGCUGUAGUGGUGGAAGUCGCCGGCAGAGCUUUUUACACCGGAGUGUCACGCUUUGUGCAGGAGCCAGACGACAAGCUGACACAUGGCUUUCUACUGAAGUGAGGCUGAAUUACAAGUUGUCUAAAUAAAAGUGGUUAUACAUGAGAAAGCUUUGCAAACAUUAGUGUUUGGUAACUUAAAACAAGAGAAAAUCUCGAAGCCAUAGAUGUCAGACUGAUCCAUGAAAAGCCAUGUGGCUGCAGGUUUUUGUGCCAAGCGAGUCAAGUUAAUUAUGGUUUGAAACACUUGAUUACUAGUAUGCAGGGGACACACUACAUGCGGUACAAGUUUUAACAGAUCUCACCAUGAAACAUUCCCAGCUGAUUACUUACAUUAACACAUUAUUUCUUGUAUUACAAGUUUUCUGAAAUGUUAUGUUGAAUAUACAAAUGCAUCCUAAAUAUGUGCUUUUUUGCUGCAUUUGCAGAACAUAAAUCUGAUCAUUGGAUAAAGCAACGUUUCAAAUUCUCAUUUCAUUUUGUUGACAUAGUAGAGUCAAAGAUUUUUACAGAGGGAAUUUUACAUAUCAUUUAAGUAGUAUGUAUCCAUAUGUAUAAUAUACAUAUGGACUACAUAAAUGCUGUCAUCAGUGAUAAAAAAGAACAAAUUUGCCAUGUUUUAUAAAUAAAGUGUUAUAUAUAAAUUUAGCUAUGAAUAAUAUAUGAACAUGAAAAAGCAUUUGUAUAUAGAUAGGCAUGAAAAUAUAGGGUUUUUUUUUUGGAGAAAAUUG